AUGACGUUACCAAGGUUACGGCACUCUCAGGCGUCCUUGCUAACUUCGGCCACUGCACCGCAUUGUAGGGCAGGCCUUCGAUUGUGUCUUGUCUGCGAGGCACUUGUCCGCUGUCUCGGCCAAACUCGGCCCGUCGUCAGCUCUGUCUGGCUCGGCUUUCUUGUUGUUCGUCGAAGUGACUUAAGCCACCGAUUGCCUGGUCGAAAGCCCAGUCUUGGUUCCAAAAAAUCAAAGAAAUAA
Protopolystoma xenopodis is the source of this 240-nucleotide messenger RNA. Lineage: Eukaryota; Metazoa; Platyhelminthes; Monogenea; Polystomatidea; Polystomatidae. The record is from the annotation of a GenBank genome assembly.